GAAACUCUGUGAAACUAACAAAAACUCUCUGAACUUGUUCGCAGCCGUAUUCUAUCGCACCAUGCAAGAAAGUAGCAUACCACAUUUCAAAAGGAUGUACCUUACAAUCAUCCAUGUAAAAUUCGAUGAUCAUCUUCAACUCUCACAAAUAGUCCAUCAUCUUCAACCUUUUCCCGUAAUCUAACCUCUGAUUAUAGAGAGAGAAAGAGGGAGCAAGCGAAAUGCUGCGGUUACGGGCAUUUCGGCCGACGAAUGAGAAGAUUGUCAAAAUUCAAGUUCAUCCAACUCAUCCAUGGCUAGUCACCUCUGAUGCCUCUGAUCAUGUCUCCGUUUGGAAUUGGGAACAUCGCCAGGUUAUUUAUGAGCUAAAAGCUGGUGGAGUUGAUGAAAGGCGUCUUGUUGGUGCCAAGUUGGAGAAGCUUGCUGAGGGCGAAUCUGAGUCUAGAGGGAAGCCUACUGAAGCCAUACGAGGAGGGAGUGUUAAGCAAGUCAACUUUUAUGAUGAUGAUGUACGGUUUUGGCAACUUUGGCGUAAUCGAGCAGCUGCCGCUGAGGCUCCAUCAGCAGUUAGUAAUGUCACUUCCCUUUUAAGUCCUCUUGCACCAGCAACAAAAGGAAGACAUUUUCUGGUCAUCUGUUGUGAGAAUAAAGCUAUAUUUUUGGACUUGGUAACAAUGCGUGGUCGUGAUGUUCCCAAGCAUGAACUUGAUAAUAGAUCUCUAAUGUGUAUGGAGUUCCUGUAUAGAUCCACUGCAGGUGAAGGUCCACUAGUUGCUUUUGGUGGAUCAGAUGGUGUAAUAAGAGUUCUUUCGAUGAUAACUUGGAAGCUUGCUCGAAGGUACACUGGAGGCCACAAAGGAGCUAUAAAUUGUUUGAUGACCUUCAUGGCUUCUUCAGGCGAGGCAUUGCUGGUCUCAGGUGGAAGUGAUGGUUUACUAAUACUUUGGAGUGCUGAUCAUGGUCAUGAUUCACGAGAGCUUGUACCUAAACUUAGUCUAAAGGCACAUGAUGGUGGGGUUGUGGCUGUAGAAUUAUCAAGAAUUUCUGGUGGUGCACCCCAUCUUAUCACCAUUGGUGCUGAUAAAACACUGGCUAUAUGGGAUACAAUCUCAUUCAAGGAGAUGCGGCGUAUAAAGCCAGUUCCUAAGAUGUCUUGCCAUAGUGUGGCAUCCUGGUCCCAUCCUCGCGCUCCGAACCUCGACAUAUUAACCUGUGUGAAGGAUUCACAUAUAUGGGCCAUUGAACAUCCAACUUAUUCAGUCCCAAGGCCGUUAUGCGAACUUUCCUCCCUUUUACCUCCACAAGCUCUUGCACCUAGCAAAAAGCUCCGGGUUUACUGUAUGGUUGCACAUCCUUUACAGCCGCAUUUGGUUGCUACAGGAACAAAUAUUGGUGUAAUUAUCAGCGAGUUUGAUUUUCGAGCACUUCCACCUGUGGUUGCUCUACCAUCAACUCUUGGAAGUCGAGAGCAUUCUUCUGUAUAUGUAGUUGAAAGAGAACUCAAAUUAUUGACCUUUCAGUUGUCUAAUACAGCAAACUCAUCUUUGGGUAGCAACGGCCCGUUGACCGAAUCAGCUAGGUCUAAGGUGGACUCAGAAGCAUUGCAGGUCAAACAGAUAAAAAAGCACAUUAGUACACCUGUUCCACAUGAUUCAUAUUCAGUUCUUUCUCUAAGCAGUUCAGGAAAGUAUCUUGCUGUGGUGUGGCCCGAUAUCCCAUACUUUUCUAUAUACAAGGUCAGCGACUGGUCCAUUGUUGAUUCAGGCAGCGCAAGACUCUUGGCAUGGGAUACCUGUCGUGAUAGAUUUGCAAUAUUAGAAUCUGCUGUGGUUCCACGAGUACCCAUAAUUCCAAAGGGGGGUUCAUCUAGAAAAGCCAAGGAAGCAGCAGCAGCAGCUGCGGCUGCUGCAGCUAGUGCGGCUUCUUCUGCCUCUGUUCAAGUUCGUAUUGUACUGGAUGAUGGGACAUCUAACAUAUUGAUGAGAUCGAUUGGUGAAAGGAGUGAACCGGUUAUCGGUUUGCAUGGUGGUUCACUCCUUGGCGUUGCGUAUCGAACUUCUCGCCGUGUUAGUGCUGUUGCAGCUACUGCAAUUUCAACAAUUCAGUCAAUGCCGUUGUCGGGAUUUGGCUCGGGUGCAUCAUCAUUUAACACAUUUGAUGGCGGUGUCGGUUCUGGUCUUUUAUCUACCCAAAAUUUUCAGCUAUAUAGCUGGGAAACUUUUCAACCUGUAGGCAGUCUUCUCCCACAGCCAGAGUGGACAGCUUGGGACCAAACUGCUGAGUAUUGUGCGUUUGCCUAUCAGAAAUAUAUUGUGAUAUCUUCCUUGCGUCCUCAGUAUAGAUACUUGGGAGAUGUUGCAAUUCCUUAUGCAACUAGCGCUGUUUGGCAUCGUAGACAGCUAUUUGUUGCUACUCCAACUACUAUCGAGGUUGUUUUUGUGGAUGCUGGAGUUGCUCCAAUUGAUCUAGAGACAAAGAGGAUGAAGGAAGAACUGAGACUGAAAGAGGUACAAGCUAGAGCUGUUGCUGAACAUGGUGAAUUAGCUCUCAUUUCAGUUGAUGGUCCAAAAGCUGAUACAAAUGAAAGAAUAUCUCUUAGACCACCAAUAUUACAGGUCGUGAGAUUAGCUUCAUUUCUGCAUGUUCCUUCUGUGCCACCUUACUUAACAUUGCCAAAACUGUCGAAAAUUGAUGGGGAUGAUUCAGGGAUGCCGGAAGAUAGAAGAGCUAAUGACAUUGCUGUUGGUGGUGGCGGUGUUGCUGUUGCGGUAACUCGCUUUCUUACGGAGCAGAAACGACCAAUUGGUCCACUUGUGGUUGUGGGAGUUAGAGAUGGAGUACUCUGGCUGAUUGACAGGUAUAUGCGGUCCCAUGCCUUAUCUGUUAGUCAUCCUGGUAUUCGUUGCCGCUGUCUUGCUGCCUAUGGGGAUGUUGUCAGUGCAGUUAAAUGGGCUACUAGACUUGGCAGAGAGCAUCAUGAUGACUUGGCUGAAUUUAUGCUCGGAAUGGGUUAUGCUGCUGAAGCUCUUCAUUUGCCUGGAAUAUCUAAGAGGUUGGAGUUUGAUCUGGCCAUGCGAAAUGAUUUGAAAAGAGCUCUUCAGUGUCUUUUGACAAUGAGCAACAGCAGGGAUAUAGGGAAAGAAACUUCAGGGUUGGAUUUGACAAACCUGUUGAAUGUAGCUGCUAAGAAAGAAAAUAUUGUACAUGCAGUUCAAGGAAUAGCCAAAUUUGCAAAACAGUUCUUGGAUCUUAUUGAUGCUGCAGAUGCAACGGCACAAUCCGAGAUUGCCCGUGAAGCUCUUAAGCGGUUAGCUGCUGCUGGUUCUGUAAACGGAUCUUUGAAGAGUCAUGAAUUGAGGGGCUUGGCCUUGCGACUUGCAAACCAUGGGGAGCUAACACGCUUAAGUGUAUGUUCCUUUUGUUCUCUUUCACUUUGGUGUACAAGGAUACUGUUGUUCAAGCUAUUAGAGUAUCAGCCCUAAAUUGUUCUUUUGGAGCAU
Spinacia oleracea (spinach) is the source of this 3500-nucleotide messenger RNA. RefSeq lists its product as uncharacterized. The record is from RefSeq and is a predicted model, not a curated record. Gene Ontology annotation, molecular function: protein binding. Lineage: Eukaryota; Viridiplantae; Streptophyta; Magnoliopsida; Caryophyllales; Amaranthaceae.